Molecule: messenger RNA, 2614 nt
Organism: Bemisia tabaci
Lineage: Eukaryota; Metazoa; Arthropoda; Insecta; Hemiptera; Aleyrodidae
Source: RefSeq, a predicted model, not a curated record
GGGGCAUAAUAUUGACCUUUGUUGGAACAAACGGCAGGAACCGUCUCCAGUCAAACUUUCAAUCAGUGUUUGAUCAGUCAGUCAUGAGGUGCUUCUUUUUUAUUGCUAAUAACGGUGCUUUUUAUAUUAAAAUAAAACAAGGAACGCGCUGUUUGACGAAAGAUGGAGACAUUAUCAAAAAAUUCAAGAGGUCUUUGUCCACAACCUAGCUGGUUUGUCAUUCAAUCGAUGACAUUCUUACUCAUUGCAACAAUCCUGACUUUACAUAAGGCUCAAGGAUUUCUAAAUCUCGCGGAAUCUACGGAGGAGAAAGAAAUUUUUGAUUCAGCUGGGACGCCAGCACUCAAGCCGCUCUGUGGCCCAAGCUACGAGUCCAAAAACAAGCGUGACAGGAACCCUUUCAUCGAGGCCGUGGAGUCGUCACACUUCGUGGACAAGACGCCGAUGAUCAAAUUCUUCCACCGUCACUCGAGGCCGCUCCUGGUGACGGCCCCGCGGGAUUUCGGGAAGACGACGAACCUGUACAUGCUGAAGACCUUCUACGAAAUCAAGGUGGACGAGUCCGGCAUCGAGUUGGACGGACACCAAUCGCCGAACCGCAACGUGUUCAACGGUCUCGUCGGCAGAAAGCGCGUCUGCGAGGAGACGGUCUUCGACGGGAGGCAAUGGUGCGACGAUCAGAUGGCCUCGUAUCCUGUCUUGCACUACUCCUUCGAGAACCUCGCCGUCUCAGGGCUGAUGGAUUUCCUUGAGUCCUUCAGACAGGCUACGGCUCGAGUUUGUAAGGAACACGCAUCGUAUCUUCUCAAAUCCGACAGGUUGACUCCAACGAACAUAACGUUGCUCCGUUCGUAUUGCGACGCGCCUGCCUCGGGGGUGACGCGCCAGGGGCUGUGCGCCUCAGGGCGCGAUAUGAGCGCCAUCUUAGCCGUCCACUUCGGGCGCCCCUCCCUCGUCCUUCUCGACGAGCUGGACGCCCCCGUCCUCCGGCUCUUAACCAGCUCCGCGCCUGACAAGGACGUAGAAGAGAUCCUGGCCAUUUUGAAGGAGUUUUCCAGGGAGCUUUUCGUCGACAAUCCUGCCGUCGGCCGCGCCUUCCUCACCGGCAACACCAAACUCGCAACCACCGUGGCGCCACCCAACGCUGUCCAUUGGCAGUUCACCGAGGAUGAGGAGAUCGCACCUUUCUUUGGAUUUUCGGACCAAGAGGUGGAAUUCCUCGUCAAGAAAGCACACUUGGAUAUAAAAGACGUCCGGGAGUACUACAAGGGCUACCACGGCCAAGACUCCUCCACGUGGUUGUACAACCCCUAUUCCAUCCGGAACUACCUCCGCAAAGAGUGGACCGGCGUCUACUGGUCUCCGGCGAUGCCUCUGACGGAUUUCGCUCCCCUCUUCAAGACGGACAACUUCGUGCGGGGAGUUUUCAGCUGCGGGGCUGCCGUCAAAGAGGUCAAAGUCCACGAGCCCCGCAGCUUCACCGCCGAAGAGCAGAUCGGCUUGCUGCGCGAGAUGAUCCAUAAGAACAAGCCGGUGACCACAACGUCCCAGAUGGUCGUCUUGGUCGAAUUCCUCUACGAGCUCGGCUAUUUCACCAACAAAACGGUGCCUCGCUCUAAAACUGAUAAAUACUUCUCCGUCAAAACGCCGAAUAAGGAGGUCAGCGAAAUUUUCUAUCGGUUUUGUGAGGGUCCGAAGCUGGGGUAUUGAAAGGGGGUAGGGGUCUGGAGGGAUCAAAUUUCGAAGGAAGGUCUCGGAGGCUAGAGUAUCCAUAUAGGGGCAGAGUAGAGACAUGUCGAAAAGUGGAGCUCUUAAAAUCCAAGAGGCCAGCCAACCUUCUAACAUGAGAAACACUAGAGUAAUGCGAGUCAAUCUUCAGAUUCCAAUAUCAAACCAACAUGGCCAAGAUUGUACAUACAUGAGCAUCCUCCUGAAAAAAUAAGUUAAUUUGGAUAAAAACUAAGUCGGAUAUUGAGAAUGACGAAUCUUUACGAAUGAUGAGACGGGUCGUAACAAUAGCAAUAAAAAAUAAUUCCGGCUAGUUUAAUUUGACAGAUUGGCUGCCCUUUUAUUGCUCUCGUAUUCUCCCGAUUUAGGUGCCCUAUCGGAGGUUCCUGGAACAUUUUUGUAAAAAAUAAUUGCCAUGAACUGAAAUUUGUGGCAGAUUCAGGUUUCACAUGUACAGAAUGAUUAGGUAUAAUAAAAUUUAGAUUAUAACCGUUAUAUUGAUCAUUAUUUCUAGUCGGUACCCCUCAGGGGAGCUUUUUUCUUUAUUCUGUUGAGGAAGGAGGGCUGCGUAGUUAUAAGUCACAAGAAUUUUGAGUUAUUUACUGCGUUUUAUGUGAGUAAAAUUCUUAUUAAUUGUGGAAAUAAGUAAAAAAUAGAAAAAUCGAUCAACUAGAUACGAGUCGUUACCUGUAGUCAAAUCUCCGGACAAUAAAUUGAACUGUCCUUAUUGACUUAGCUUCUUCCUCUUACUCUUUUUCAUAUUAUUUGUACUGAAAAUGUUGUAUUUUCCUUAAAAAAAUGUAGCCCUCUUUUCCGAAUAGUCAUAAAAGACAGAGAAAAUCACAAUUGUUGCUGAAAAAAAAUAAAAUGAAUAAAAAAAAUGGAA